AUGACGGAGGCUAAAAAACGCAAUUCCGGUUUAUCCGCUUGGUCAACCUGGCUUGAGGCCUAUAAAGAGCGCUUGAUUAGCUGCCUGCCCGAAUCCAAAGCAACACUUGGUGAUAAUUGCUUGGCGUCUUUAUCACAACUUGACUCAACGGAUUAUCAGAUUUUGAAAAAAUUACGAGUAUACCCAUUUUAUGAUGGUCGAAUUGGUGGUCCGGACAUAGCUGAGGGUGCUGAACUAGCAGUUUCGGGCUUAGCCAACAACCCACUUUGUGCCCACAUCCUCGAAUGCUGGAAGAGGGCUCGCCUUGCAAAUCCUUCAGUGGUGUUGCGCAACCACCUGGCAGAACAAGUGAUACGCUCGGCAGAAAAAGGCAAUUGUCAACCAGCGGCCGAUCUCCUCGAAGUUCUCCGUCGACCAUUUGAUAGGGAUAUCAAAACCAGUCGCUUCACAGAGCCUCAGCCCGUUGCCUUGAAGUCAAAUGAGCUUAGUGGACCGUACUCUAUUAAGGAGUCCAAAGAUCAAGUGAGCUGGGCCUAUUAUAGUCACACUUGGUGCUCUUUUAGUUAA
Messenger RNA from Protopolystoma xenopodis, 567 nucleotides. The record is from the annotation of a GenBank genome assembly. Lineage: Eukaryota; Metazoa; Platyhelminthes; Monogenea; Polystomatidea; Polystomatidae.